CUCGGUCACUGGCAACUUUCCAGCCCAAGCGUCCACGGGUCAACCGAAUCAAGCUUCUACAACCUUUUCAAGGUGAAGAAUACUGACCCAGUGCAUCAAAAUGUCCGACAUUCGUGAAGAACGGGCCCCCGUCCACCAGGGCGGUGUGGUCUCGAACGAGAAGGUCUCGACCGAAAAGACUGCUCCUAUCGUCGAUGCCCACCCCGAUGGGGCCGACUACAACGAACACGUUGAGCACGACUUCAACGUCACCGAGGAUGAUUUGCUCGAGGCCAAGGAGCUCGCCUCGCAGAUGUCCCUCGAGGAGGUCCGCGAGAUGAUGUUCAACGUCCACAAGAUCCACGAGAAGGAUCCCAACUUCCCCCUCGCCAUUAUCGAGAAGAUUGAGGACUUCCUCCACAACGACGAUGUCUUUGAGAACCCCGAGAAGCACGAAACUCUCAUUCAGGAGAUGAAGCUCGAGGCCGCACUCAUCACCGGAAACUCGCCCUACGCCGAGGUCCGCGCCGUCGUCGACAACCACGACGACCCCACCAUGCCCAGUUCGACCCUCCGCGCCUGGGUUAUCGGUCUCGUCUUCUCUGCUCUGCUCGCCUUCGUCAACCAACUCUUCUCGGUCCGCUACCCGUCCAUCACCAUUCUGGCCAACGUUGCUCAGUUGCUCGCCUACCCCCUGGGUAAGCUGUGGGAGAAGUCCCUCCCCGAUGUUGGAUUCACCGUCGCCGGCCACCGUUACUCGCUGAACCCCGGCCCGUUCAACCGCAAGGAGCACAUGCUCAUCACCAUCAUGGCCAAUGUCGCCUACAACAUCCCCUACACCAACUACAUCAUCUGGACGCAGUGGCUGCCCAAGUUCUUCAACCAGAGCUACGCUGCCAACUUUGGCUACCAGCUUCUCAUCUCCUUGUCGACCAACUUCAUCGGAUACGGUCUUGCGGGUCUCUGCAGGAGAUUCCUCGUCUACCCCUCGUACUGUGUGUGGCCGGCAUCCUUGGUCACCAUUGCCUUGAACUCUGCUUUCCACACCGACAAGAACUCCACCGUCGAUGGUCCCUUCAACAGCAUCUGGCGCUGGAGCAGACAGAAGUUCUUCUACAUCACCUUUGCCGCCAUGUUCGUCUGGUUCUGGUUCCCCAACUACCUGUUCACGGCUCUGUCCACCUUCAGCUGGAUGACCUGGAUCGCCCCCAAGAACCGCAACCUCGCGACAAUCACUGGCUUCAACAGUGGUCUUGGUCUCAACCCCUUCCCUACUUUUGACUGGAACAUCCUGUUGUACGACAACACCGACCCUCUCAUGGUCCCCUUCUUCUCCACCUUCAACAAGUUCCUUGGCACCUUCAUCUCCAUGUUCGUCGUCUUGGCUGUUUGGUACACCAACACCUACAACACCGGAUACCUGCCCAUCAACUCCAACAAGGUCUACGAUCACUUUGGCGCUCUGUACAACGUCUCGCGCGCCGUCAACGAGCACGGUCUAUUCGACAAGGAGGCGUACGAGGCGUACUCCCCCCCCUUCUUGGGCGCUGCGAAUGUCAUGAUCUACAUGUUCUUCUUCGCCAUCUACACCGCCACAAUCACAUACGCCGCUCUCUACCACCGUCACGAGAUUGCCCUUGGCUUUAAGGCUCUCAUUGGUAGCUUCAGGAAGAACAGCGACAUUGAGAAGGACCAGGUCCUUGACGUCCACAGCCGUCUGAUGAAGGCUUACCCCGAGGUCCCCGAAUGGCACUACCUCACCGUCCUCGUCAUCGCCAUUGCGUUGGGCUGUGCUGGUAUCGCUGGUUGGCCUACGUACACCACCGUCGGUGUCGUCUUCUAUGGUAUCAUCCUCUGCAUGAUCUUCGUCGUGCCGGUCGGUAUCAUCAAGGCCAUGACGGGUAUCGAGGUCACCCUGAACGUGCUUGCCGAGUUCAUCGGUGGUUCCUGGGUCGAGGGUAACGCCCUGGCCAUGAACUACUUCAAGUCUUUCGGCUACGUCACCUGCGCUCACGCCGUCUGGUUUUCCAACGACUUGAAGCUCGCCCACUACGUCAAGAUCCCCCCUCGCCACACCUUCUGGGCUCAGAUCGUCGCGACUUUCGUGUCCACCCUCGUCUGUCUCGCCGUCCUCAAGUUUCAGAUGUUCAGCAUCCCGGGUAUCUGCACCGAGGACGCCAAGUUCAAGAUGACCUGCCCUGGUAUCAACACCUUCUUCACCGCCUCUGUCCUUUGGGGUACCGUCGGUCCCAAGAAGAUUUGGGGUGCUGGCGGCCAGUACACUGCCACCCUCCUCGGCUUCCCCCUCGGUGUCGCCAUCGUUCUCUUCUUCUGGAGCUUGAACAAGUUCUUCCCUAAGUGGAAGUGGGUUCGCCAGAUCCACCCAGUUGCCAUCAUGUACGGAGGUCUCGUCUGGGCCCCCUACAACAUGUCCUUCGUCUGGCCCUCCGUCCCCAUUGCCUACUUCUCCUGGGUCUACCUCAAGAGCCGCUUCUUGGGUCUGUGGUCCAAGUACAACUUCGUUCUCUCCGCCGCUUUCUCUUGCGGUAUUGCCAUCUCCUCUAUCAUCAUGUUCUUCGGCCUUCAAUGGCAGGACAUCGAGGUCGACUGGUGGGGCAACUCAGUCGUACGUUUUUUCCCAGUUCCCAACUUGAUCUUAAAAGACCCUACUAACAUUCCUCUCCUCACAGGUCAGCCAGGGUUGCGAAGGCAAGGCUUGCCGUCUGCUUACUCUUGCAGAGGGCGAGUACUUCGGUCCCCGCAUUGGAGACUUCCACUAGAUGUGGAGGUUUCCUUCGUGCUGCACAACUAAGUUGUGCUUGUGGCUUUUUGUUUCGAAUUUCAGCGCAUGUAUGAUGUGAUGAAAAGAACGUGGGGACUAGAGACAUCGUGGACACGUACCUAGAAACGGUGUUAUAAUCAGCGGAUGUAACGAUUUGAAGGAUGA
Messenger RNA from Colletotrichum acutatum, 2926 nucleotides. Its product is annotated as OPT oligopeptide transporter. Gene Ontology annotation, molecular function: oligopeptide transmembrane transporter activity. Gene Ontology annotation, cellular component: plasma membrane. The transcript has 3 exons. Gene Ontology annotation, biological process: transmembrane transport. NCBI's taxonomy places the organism in Eukaryota, Fungi, Ascomycota, Sordariomycetes, Glomerellales, Glomerellaceae. The coding region runs from base 101 to 2791 and encodes 896 amino acids. The record is from RefSeq and is a predicted model, not a curated record.